Molecule: messenger RNA, 658 nt
Organism: Erinaceus europaeus (western European hedgehog)
Lineage: Eukaryota; Metazoa; Chordata; Mammalia; Eulipotyphla; Erinaceidae
Gene: DYNLT1
Product: dynein light chain Tctex-type 1
Exons: 5
Coding region: 56-397 (113 amino acids)
Biological process (GO): microtubule-based movement
Cellular component (GO): cytoplasm; cytoplasmic dynein complex
Molecular function (GO): dynein intermediate chain binding
Source: RefSeq, a predicted model, not a curated record
UGAGGGGCGGGGCCAGUGCUCAUGCGCAGUGCGCUCCCCGGGACGCGGAGGAAAGAUGGAGGACUACCAGGCCGCAGAGGAGACUUCUUUUGUGGUGGAUGAAGUCAGCAACAUUGUGAAGGAGGCCAUAGAAAGUGCCAUUGGAGGCAACGCCUACCAGCACAGCAAAGUCAACCAGUGGACUACGAACGUGGUGGAGCAGACGCUGAGCCAGCUCACCAAGCUGGGGAAGCCCUUCAAAUACAUCGUGACCUGCGUCAUCAUGCAGAAGAACGGGGCCGGCCUGCACACGGCAAGCUCCUGCUUCUGGGAUAGCAACACCGACGGGAGCUGCACCGUGCGGUGGGAGAACAAGACCAUGUACUGCAUUGUCAGCGCCUUUGGGCUGUCCAUCUGACACCGCCGCCCCGUCUACGCGGCUCCCUAGCUGUGAGUCCGGCGCCCCGCUCCUCAGCACCGUCCUACUGUACACGAGAAAACCAAAUGACCACCGGGCGGCCAGCGCCGGCAGGACCCGGCCUGAACUCCCAGCCUUUGCUCCGAGGUGCUGCAGACGGGGUGGGGAGCGGAGGCCCGUCUCCUCUCCACCAUUCAGACCCACUCCUCUGCCAUUAAUUACACUUUGUACUUUUUGUUAGAAUAAAUGAUUCUGAUUUCA